Messenger RNA from Brassica napus (rape), 1587 nucleotides. RefSeq lists its product as uncharacterized. The record is from RefSeq and is a predicted model, not a curated record. The transcript has a single exon. Lineage: Eukaryota; Viridiplantae; Streptophyta; Magnoliopsida; Brassicales; Brassicaceae. Bases 1 to 1587 code for a protein of 528 amino acids.
AUGGCGACAAAAAAGGCGAUUUCGAAACGAUAUCAAUUUCUACGGUUUCUCGCCACGAUUUGGGUGGUUGAUGAUGAUUAUGAAGACAACUGGGUGGUUUCUCCUUGGAAAUCGGUCACGAUGUUGUAUAUCUCCACGUUGUUUGAAAGAGGCAAUCGUGAUGAAGCAGUUUGGCGACAGUUUUCGGGUUUGACUGUAUAUAUACAGAUGAAAGUAAUUAACAGAUUUUCUUCCUACUUCUCUGUUUUAUACUCAAAUCUCUUACAUUGUCUCUGGAGAUUCUUCAUUUUUCUAAACCUUAUGGCUAACAAUAUUCGGAGAGCAUUACAAGAUAUCAAUCUUGGUGCUGAUGAUGCUCCAUUCGUAUUACCGUCAGCGGUGGUGCGUCGAGCAGAAGAGGAAAACAGGUUCAUCCUGAUUGGACGCCCGGUGAUGCCUCGCAAACAGAACUUACGAGCAAUUGUAGCGACUAUGCCGCGAAAUUGGGGUUUUGAUGGUGUGGUUCGUGGCAGAAUCAUUGAGGGGCGUCGUUUCCAGUUCGUGUUUCCCACCGAAGAAGCGAUGGAUACGGUAUCUAGGAGAGGACCAUGGGCUUUUGCUGAUCGUAUGUUGGUACUUCAGAGGUGGACUCCUCUCAUGGAUAUGGAAAUGCUAAACUAUAUUCCAUUCUGGAUCCAAAUAAGGGGGAUUCCACUUCAAUUCAUGAACCGUGAUGUCAUUGUUCACAUUGCUCGUACGCUGGGAGAUUACAUACAGAUGGAUUACAGUGAGGAGAAUGGUGGCCUUAUGGAGUAUGUGCGAGUGAGAAUCAAUUGGAAUGUAAAUCAACCACUGAAGUUUAUGAGGAAUUUCCAAUUCUCACCGGGAGUCAACACUCUACUGCGGCUUCAGUAUGAGAGAUUACGCGGUUUCUGUGAGGAGUGUGGUCUGAUCACACACGACUCUGGGGCCUGUCUGAUUCAGAAUGGUGGCGCUGGUAAUGCUGAAGAAGACGAUGAUAGUGGAGAUGAGGCUGCUGACCCAGUGAUGGUUCCAAAUCAGGGGGUUAUCAUUGAAGAGAUCAACGAGAACGCAAAUGUUGAGCAAGAUGAGAAUGAUAUGGUUGAGGAUCAAAACGUGGAGGCAAAUGGUCAACUUGAACCUGUGGAGGCAGAUGGGCAUCAUGGAGAUGUAGAAGAGGAGCCAGAGGAUACAACGCACGAGGAAUAUCAAAGGAACAUCAGAACAAUGGAGGAGGAAGCGGAUGAUGAGUACCUCUGGGGUGGUAAUGGGAAACACACUUUGUUUCCCUCCGGUGUGGAUACUGAUGAGAUGUAUGAUCCUCUCUACCCGAGUGGACAGAGGCUCUUAAUGUCAAAUGAAGAGGAGUCAAGUUUGAAGAGAAAGGCCUGGAUAACAAGCGCAACUGAUAAUGUAAGAAUGUUCUCAAAGACAAAAAGGGGAGAAACAAGCGGUGAGCAGACUUCUAAGCGUAAGAAAAUGAUGACAGGGGAAAGCACAGAAGUGUGUGAGGGCGAUGGAUCAGAGCUGAGUGUGUCUGACAAAGAGAGAGGCGCGGUGGGCCCAGAACCACCUCUGCCACCAUGA